Rattus norvegicus (Norway rat) is the source of this 1678-nucleotide messenger RNA. It is a transcript of the gene Casp6, whose product is annotated as caspase 6. Gene Ontology annotation, molecular function: cysteine-type endopeptidase activity; cysteine-type peptidase activity; peptidase activity. Gene Ontology annotation, biological process: response to ionizing radiation; positive regulation of apoptotic process; response to hydrogen peroxide. NCBI's taxonomy places the organism in Eukaryota, Metazoa, Chordata, Mammalia, Rodentia, Muridae. The record is from RefSeq and is a predicted model, not a curated record. Gene Ontology annotation, cellular component: nucleus; cytoplasm.
CUGGCGUUGCCUGGGUGACAAAGGGCCCUGCUGCCCGGGGAGGCAGAGGCGGAUCCUGGGGCGGGUCAGGAGGCGGGGUGGGGCUGGCAGGAAACGGGACCUGGAGAGCGGAGGCCUCAGGACGAGCGCGGACACCCGGAGCUCGUGGGCAGCCUGAAAAGUGGGGAGAAGUGGCAGACCAGAGCUCGGGGCACAGGCCUGCAGGAGCCCAGCUCAAGACCCCUAACCAAGGCCAGACCAAGGCCAGACCUGGGCAGGCACCUCCAUCACAGCGCCUUCUGCAGUCAGAACUUGUUGCUGUCCACAGGGGAAAGUAAAACAUGACGGAGACAGAUGGCUUCUACAGAAGGGAAGUGUUGGAUCCAGCCGAGCAGUACAAGAUGGACCACAAGAGGAGAGGAACUGCCCUAAUCUUCAAUCACGAGAGGUUCUUCUGGCACCUAGCACUCCCAGAGAGGCGGGGCACCAACGCAGACAGGGACAACCUGACUCGAAGGUUCUCAGAGCUAGGAUUUGAAGUGAAAUGCUUUAACGACCUCCGGGCAGAAGAACUACUGCUCAAGAUUCACGAGGUGUCGACUUCCAGCCACGUAGAUGCCGAUUGCUUCCUGUGUGUCUUCCUGAGCCACGGGGAAGGCAACCACAUUUACGCAUACGAUGCCAAAAUUGAAAUUCAGACCUUGACUGGCUUGUUCAAAGGAGACAAGUGUCAGAGCCUGGUUGGAAAACCCAAGAUAUUCAUCAUCCAGGCCUGUCGGGGCAGCCAGCAUGACGUGCCCGUGGUUCCUCUGGACGUGGUGGAUCAUCAGACAGACAAGCUGGACGACAACGUGACCCAGGUGGAUGCUGCCUCGGUGUACACUCUGCCUGCGGGGGCGGACUUCCUCAUGUGUUACUCUGUUGCAGAAGGGUAUUACUCUCACCGAGAGACUGUGAACGGCUCCUGGUACAUUCAGGAUUUGUGCGAGAUGCUGGCCAGGCACGGUAGUUCCCUGGAGUUCACCGAGCUGCUCACGCUGGUGAACAGGAAGGUCUCUCAGCGCCGUGUGGAUUUCUGCAAAGACCCAGGUGCAAUUGGCAAGAAGCAGGUUCCCUGCUUUGCCUCAAUGCUGACCAAAAAGCUGCAUUUCUGUCCCAAACCUAGUAAGUAGGGCCGUCCGACUUGCUACAAAUGUUUCACACACAUUUCCCUUCUACACAGAGGCCAGCUGGCCAAAGACUCCGCCCACCAACGGACACUGUUUGAAUUUUUAAGGUGCUACAGAAAAGUAAUGUUUUGCCUUUGUUAUUAUUUUCCAAUCAUGUUGGGGAUGGGGAAAGGGCUAAAGAAAUCCUCAGGAAAUUACUGUGCGCAAAUGCCCAAUACAUUUAUUAUGUUUCUGGUAAAUGGCAAGAUUACUAAGAAUACCAACUACUUUGCCUUACCUUUUGUGACACUAUUUAUAUAGGCUCAUUGUAUAAUGUUUUUAAAGAUCUUUGAAACUCAAGAAUGAGAUCGUUUUCACCUAAUAAAAAUGUCUAAAACUCACUAACAUUUUCUAAUUCAUAUGCUUACAUAAUGUACAGUGGGCCUGUUUUAGUCGGUCAUGCUUUCAUUUAUUAUUUUGUUUACCUGUAAUGGGGCAUUUUAUGUGUGGCUUUAAUUCCCAUUUUGGAAACAAUAAACCUUUCAGAACUA